CAGGAUCCCAUGGGAAUGCUCCAAACCUCGCAUCACCUUUCCAGGCAUGAACGCUGCCGUCCGCGCCGUCACCCGCAUGGGGAUAUACGUGGGAGCCAAGGUCUUCCUCAUCUAUGAGGGCUACGAGGGGCUGGUGGAGGGGGGUGACAACAUCAAACAGGCCAACUGGCUCAGCGUCUCCAACAUCAUCCARCUGGGCGGGACGGUGAUCGGCAGCGCCCGCUGCAAGGCCUUCACCACGCGCGCCGGCCGGCUCCGCGCYGCCCGCAACCUGGUGGAGCACGGCAUCACCAACCUGUGCGUCAUCGGCGGCGACGGCAGCCUCACCGGUGCCGACAUCUUCCGCUCCGAGUGGGCUGGGCUGCUGGACGAGCUGGUCCGAGACGGGCAGAUCAGCGAGCAGGUGGCGCGGGARAACUGCCGCCUGAACAUCGUGGGGCUGGUGGGCUCCAUCGACAACGACUUCUGCGGCACCGACAUGACCAUCGGCACCGACUCGGCGCUGCACCGCAUCAUGGAGGUCAUCGACGCCAUCACCACCACGGCGCAGAGCCACCAGCGGACAUUCGUGCUGGAGGUGAUGGGUCGGCACUGCGGGUACCUGGCACUGGUGUCUGGCUUGGCCUCGGGCGCCGACUGGCUCUUCAUUCCCGAAUCRCCUCCGGAGGAUGGCUGGGAGGACCUCAUGUGCGAGAGGCUUGGGGAGACACGCAGCCGGGGCUCGCGGCUCAACAUCAUCAUCAUCGCUGAGGGUGCCAUCGACCGCAGCGGCAAACCCAUCUCCUCCAACUACGUCAAGGAUCUGGUGGUGCAGCGCCUGGGCUUCGACACGCGGGUGACCGUCCUCGGCCACGUGCAGCGCGGAGGGACCCCGUCCGCCUUUGACCGCGUGCUGAGCAGCAAGAUGGGAAUGGAGGCGGUGAUGGCACUGCUGGAGGCCACACCGGACACCCCAGCUUGUGUGGUCAGCCUCUCCGGGAACCAGUCGGUGCGGCUGCCGCUCAUGGAGUGCGUCCAGGUGACAAAGGAUGUGCAGAAGGCCAUGGAUGAGAAGAGGUUUGAGGAGGCMAUCCAGCUCCGUGGCAGGAGCUUUGAGAACAACUGGAACAUCUACAAACUGCUGGCGCACCAGAAACCAGCUCAGGAGAAGAGCCCCUUCAGCAUGGCCAUCCUGAACGUGGGCGCACCAGCUGCCGGCAUGAACGCUGCCGUGCGCUCAGCUGUGCGCAUCGGCAUCUGCCAGGGACACACCAUCUAUGUGGUGAACGAUGGCUUCGAGGGCCUGGCCAAGGGGCAGGUGCGUGAGGUGGGCUGGCAUGACGUGGCGGGAUGGCUGGGCCGCGGCGGCUCCAUGCUGGGCACCAAGAGGACACUGCCCAAGACCUGCAUGGAGAAGAUCGUGGAGAACGUGCGCAAAUUCAACAUCCAGGGGCUGCUGGUCAUCGGCGGCUUCGAGGCGUACGAGGGGGUGCUGCAGCUGGUGGAGGCGCGCGGGCAGUACGAGGAGCUCUGCAUUGUCAUGUGCGUCAUCCCUGCCACUAUCAGCAACAACGUGCCCGGCACYGACUUCAGCCUGGGCUCCGACACGGCCGUCAACGCCGCCAUGGAGGUGAGGGACGCGCACGGGGCUGCCCUGCUCUGGCCACGUGCUUUGGUGGUCACUUGGAGUGGCCGAUGUGCUGUGCUGGGGAAGCAAAGGGGCCUCUCCCCGCUGUGACCCCACCUUGUUCGGGUGCAGAGCUGYGACCGCAUCAAGCAGUCRGCYUCGGGCACCAAGCGCCGCGUGUUCAUCGUGGAGACCAUGGGGGGCUACUGUGGCUACCUGUCCACGGUCACUGGGAUCGCCGUGGGCGCCGACGCCGCCUACGUCUACGAAGACCCCUUCACCAUCCAUGACUUGAAGGCCAACGUGGAGCACUUGACUGACAAAAUGAAGACGGAUAUYCAGAGAGGGCUGGUGCUGCGCAAUGAGAAGUGCCACGAGCACUACACCACCGAGUUCCUCUACAACCUCUACUCCUCCGAGGGCAAAGGCAUCUUUGACUGCAGGAUCAAYGUGCUGGGCCACCUCCAGCAGGGGGGAGCCCCGACCCCCUUUGACCGGAACUACGGCACCAAGCUGGGAGUGAAGGCGGUGCUGUGGAUGUCAGAGAAGCUGCAGCAAGUCUACAGCAAGGGGCGUGUGUUUGCCAACUCUGGAGACACGGCCUGCGUCAUCGGGCUGCGGAAGAAGGUGGUGGCCUUCAGCCCCGUGACGGAGCUCAAGAAGGUCACAGAUUUUGAGCACAGGCUGCCCCAGGAGCAGUGGUGGCUGAACCUGCGGCUGAUGCUGAAGAUGCUCGCCAACUACCAGAUCAGCCUGACCGAGUACAUCUCGGGCCAGAUGGAGCACGUCACCCGCCGCACCCUCAGCAUCGAGAAGGGCUUCUAGUGYCACCGGCCUGACCCGUAGCCCCCGCCGUGUCCUCUCCGUGCCCACGUGCUGCUGGGGGAGCACCGUGUCCCCCAUUGUUCUCAGUAGCCCUGUAGCUUUGCCAUCGACCCCUCACAGCAGGCAGAGCCUGGUGCUGGCUCCCAGAACRGCACAAUCCUGCCCCGAAUCACUGCUGUGGGCUCUGGUCCCUGUGCGGAUGCAGAAGAGUUGCUUGAGCUGAGCCGUGCAGCCCAGACCCUUAAUCYUCCCUUAAUAGUUUAUUAUUAUUUAAUGAUGGGGUAUUUUGAGUCCUUACUUAGCGGCUUGACCGCCUGAGCCAACUGCUGCUGCUUGUAGACGCCUGCCCCGUGUGCAGGAGGGGAGCRAGGAGGAUGCAGAGCCAUCCCAGAGCGGGUCGGAGCUGGUCCGGGGGCUUCAGGCUGCCCCUGAGCCCCAGUGAAGCUCCAUCCCCCAUGGGGGUCUCGAGGGCUGAGCACGGGGGUCCUGGCGAGCUCCUCGUCCCUUGCAUGACGCUUGGCUGCGACCGUCACCGCGUCGUGUCCUUCACGUGCCCGCUGCUCCCCGGGUGCCCCCGACCCCGCACCGCCCGUGGUGCUGCUCCUCUCCGUAGAGAUAAAACCUGCUGGAGCCAGA
This is a messenger RNA of Malurus melanocephalus (red-backed fairy wren), 3067 nucleotides long. RefSeq names its product phosphofructokinase, liver type (gene PFKL). NCBI's taxonomy places the organism in Eukaryota, Metazoa, Chordata, Aves, Passeriformes, Maluridae. Gene Ontology annotation, cellular component: cytoplasm; 6-phosphofructokinase complex; membrane. Gene Ontology annotation, biological process: canonical glycolysis; fructose 1,6-bisphosphate metabolic process; fructose 6-phosphate metabolic process. The transcript is spliced from 20 exons. Gene Ontology annotation, molecular function: 6-phosphofructokinase activity; AMP binding; monosaccharide binding. The record is from RefSeq and is a predicted model, not a curated record.